Hibiscus syriacus is the source of this 546-nucleotide messenger RNA. RefSeq names its product protein NUCLEAR FUSION DEFECTIVE 6, mitochondrial-like. The record is from RefSeq and is a predicted model, not a curated record. The transcript is spliced from 3 exons. Gene Ontology annotation, cellular component: mitochondrion. NCBI's taxonomy places the organism in Eukaryota, Viridiplantae, Streptophyta, Magnoliopsida, Malvales, Malvaceae. The coding region runs from base 53 to 361 and encodes 102 amino acids.
AAGAAGAAAUCUGUGGUUUAGGCUUCAGGGUUUUUGGGAACCCAAAGGGAACAUGGCGGCUACUUGUGGAAGAAGAACCCUAGGAUUCUCGUGCGCUUCGGCCAAGACCAUAUUUACCCAUUUACCGUCCUCAAGACCUGCAAACAAUAGCCUUGCUGGCCUUUUCUCUCCUACCAAAAUCUCUGCUCCUCGAUUCUCUCUCCGCAAUCUCACUUCUUCCAGGCUUCCAGUGGAAUUGGGUGGUGCAGUAAGUUUGAUCCCAUUGCACAGUGCUACGGCUUCCGCUUUGUUCACUUCGUUGCUGUCUUUGCAUAAUCAAAGCUGGGGGUGUUUGUCAGAAGGAUUUGCAACUCCUCUAUAGCAUUGGUUACAGUGUUGCUUGGACCUUCAUUCUGUGCUUGUUUCAAAUCAAAGAUAAUAUUAAACCCUGAAAAGGAAAGUUUGUUGUCUCGCCACAGUGUUGUGUAAUAAGAUUUUUUGUUCACCCGAUGUUUCUUGCAUGUCCUAAGAAAUUCGUGUUUUGAUAGAGAUUUAUUGAGAUAUAUG